CAGAGGAUCACAGCAGCAGCAGGUUGGGCUCGUCCUGUUUCCACGUCACUGGGUCUUUUUUUCCCCUCUGGUGUCCAUAUGUCCGAGGGGCCCGUGAAGGCAGCAGCAGUCCACAGCUUUAUUACAGCAGGACAAACAGCAGCUGGGACCAGUUCAGAGUCUCACUGGGAGCAGCAGCGAUGCAGAUCAAACUGUCCCCGUCACUGGGCAGCAUGUAGACCCUCCACAGAUGGACGCUGCGUGGUGACGUUUCCUCACAAACAACAACAACAACAACAAAACAACAACAACUUUCAUCCUGCAGAGACUCUCAGACUCUCAGCCGAGAAAACUAACAGGCUGAAACUCUCCGAGCAGCGGCUCUAAGUUGUUUUUUUUUUUUUUUUUUUUGUGAGAGUUUUGUGAGGAGUUGAGGUGGAGGUUUGAGAAAUGUCGGAGCCAGAGAAGAGCGAGGACAUUCCUGAUGAGUCUGCAGGAAAAGGAAAAGGAAUUCCUAACGGAGGGAAUUCUGCAAAAACCAAAGAGGAUUUUGACCUGGCUUCCAUCUACGUGUCAGACGCUCAGUACAACAGGAACAUCUACUUCGACACGUCGCCUCAGGCUGUGAAACUGUAUCUACUCUACAACCACUGGGUUCCUCAGGUUCUCGUCUACUUCUUCAUCCUGGUGGAUUUGUCUUUGGCCAUCUUUGAGGAGCCGGCCGUCUUCCUAGCGCCUGUAUGGGCCACCAUGUUGGUGGAGCUGCUCUGUCUGCUCGUCUUCACCCUCCGACUCGUUCACUACGCCCAGGUGAUUCCUCGGGACAAGUUCUGGAAAGACGCCAAAAACAUCUGUAUCAUCGUCAUCCUCCUGCUCACUCUGGUGGAUAUGAUCAUCUACGGAGCUCUGAUAGCUGCAAACUGCUACACCGUCCGCUGGUCCAGAGUCCUGCGGCCGCUCCUAUUGGUCAACGUCACAGAGGGACGACAGCUCCGCAGAGCGUUCAGAAGCAUCCGGAACGCUCUGCCUCAGAUCUUCUACGUCUUCCUGCUCUUCAUGUUCAGCGUCCUCAUCUUCUCCCUCAUGGCCCUCAAACUGCUCGGCAAACGAGGUCUGAAGACCAUCGACGGAGAUCCGUACUUCACAAACUACCUGGAGAUCGUCUUCGAUCUGUACGUCCUCGUCACCACGGCCAACAGCCCCGACGUCAUGAUGCCGGCGUACAACUUCAGCCCCGUCUUCGCCAUCUUCUUCAUCGUCUACAUCCUCAUCAACACCUACAUCUUCAUGUCCGUCUUCUUGGCCGUCGUCUUCAACAACUACAAAAAACACCUGAAGGAAGAGGUACGGCAGCUGGUGAGGGCCAAAAGGCACAAGAUGGUGCAGGCGUUCGCCGUGCUGCAGGAGCAGAAGGAGGAGGGCGGGGAGCAGGUGGUGACCCAGGCCAGCUGGAACCAAGUGGUCAAACUGGUCCAGCCGGACAUCAGUAACGCCCACAGAGAGCUGCUGUGGAGCGUCUCUGAUGACCAGAACCAGGGAUCCAUCGGUAAAGUGGCGUUCGUCCAGUUAGCCGACCUGUUGAACAUCGAGGUGAUCACGAUGAAGACGAGGCCACACCCCCUUCAAAGUCUCUGCCCCGCCUUUUACGAGUCGGCACCCAGCCGCCUCCUCUGCCGAUUGGUCCAACAUCGAGCGUUCGUGAUCGUGUACGACCUGAUCAUCCUGGUGAACGCCGUGUUCAUCGGUCUGGACGAGGACAACCCGUUGAUCGCUAACUCGGAGUGGGUCUUCCUGACGCUCUACCUGCUGGAGAUCCUGCUGAAGCUCUAUGUCUUCGAGCCCAGAGCGUUCUUCUCCAGACACAACUUCUGGAACUGGUUUGACACCAUCAUCGUCGUGUCCGCUCUCAUCGCCACCAUCAUUAACUCUGCCAUGACAUCAUCGGGCGCUUACACCAGCCGGCAGAUCCUGGACAUCGUCUUCAUCCUGAGAGUCCUCCGACUGAUCCGAGUGGUCGACAGCAUCAAAAGGUUUCGUGCCAUCAUCAACACUCUGAUCAGGAUCGGACCGGCGAUCCUCACAUUCGGACAGCUCAUCAUUGUGGUGUACUACAUCUUCGCCAUGGUGGGGAUGGAGCUGUUCAAAGGGAAGGUGAAGUUUUACAGCGAGGACUCCAACGACCCGGAGAAGGCGUACUGCGGAAACUCGCUGCUGAAAGGAUCGGCGUUCGCUCAGCUCAACUACUGCAAGAACAACUUCAACAACGUGGUGUCGUCCUUCAUCCUGCUGAUGGAGCUCACUGUGGUCAACCAGUGGCACGUGCUCAGCAGCGGAUUCACCACCGUCACACACGUCUCAGCCAGGAUCUUCUUUGUCCUCUUCCACAUCGUGGUCGUCAUCGUCAUCAUCAAUAUCUUCGUGGCGUUCGUCCUGGAUGCGUUCUUCGUGGAGUACUCGGUGGAUAAGAGCGACCUACAGACGUCUCUGGAGAAGAAGAUCGAGGAGCUGGAGCUGGCGGCGGCUCAGGAGAAGAUGGAGGAUAACUUGGUUAACGCCAUGGAAACCAUCGACAACGACUUGGGAACCGGCCAAUCAGCGAGCAACAAACCCACCCUGAUGUUUAAAAUCGCCUCUAAAAGAUAUCGGACGGUCGACGCUUUGCUGCAGCGGAUGUUCGAGGCCGAUCUCGACCCCGAAGACUUCGCCGCGACCGACGACCCGGAAGCUCAGACGAACGGGAACUUUGCGAACCCGACGUUCAGCUCUGCAUAGACGUUUCUAAUAUAUGAAGGGAAGGAAAUUCUGUGGUUUAUAUACAGUUUUAUACUCAAUAUCAUCUCAUAGGGAACAAACGUUGUUUAUUCAGUGUAAACAGUAUGAAGUCAUAUCAAGUGUUAUAUUUUUAUAUGUCUGUCAUGUAUCUCUGUGUACAAACACAAAGGAAACAUAAAGAAUAUUUACUCUGA
This is a messenger RNA of Thunnus maccoyii (southern bluefin tuna), 2945 nucleotides long. It is a transcript of the gene tpcn3, whose product is annotated as two pore segment channel 3. The record is from RefSeq and is a predicted model, not a curated record. Lineage: Eukaryota; Metazoa; Chordata; Actinopteri; Scombriformes; Scombridae. Gene Ontology annotation, biological process: transmembrane transport; monoatomic ion transport. The coding region runs from base 430 to 2751 and encodes 773 amino acids. Gene Ontology annotation, cellular component: membrane. Gene Ontology annotation, molecular function: monoatomic ion channel activity. The transcript has 19 exons.